Molecule: messenger RNA, 1089 nt
Organism: Saccostrea echinata
Lineage: Eukaryota; Metazoa; Mollusca; Bivalvia; Ostreida; Ostreidae
Exons: 12
Coding region: 1-1089 (362 amino acids)
Source: RefSeq, a predicted model, not a curated record
AUGAGUGAGUUAAAUGGAUUGAGUGAUGACGGCUUUAAGCCAGCCAGUUCUACUUUGUUUAGUGAUCCUGCUGACUUAGACAUCUUGGAACAGUUAGGCAGCAAUAAGGGGAUAGCAGAAUCAGCCCUAUCAAGGAUGUCACUGUAUGAUAAGUUUGAUCCUUUGGUGGACCUCCCUGUAGCAGAUCCCCGUCGAGCCCGUAUUGACGUUAGGAGAAAGAAGCGAGGAGUUACUUUUGACUCUAGACUCGGACAGCUUGAGCCAGAAGAAAGCAUGCUUUUGAUGGGGACGCCUCGUCCCGGUCAGAGCCACAUGGUGCCGGUGGUGAAGAACCAGACAUCAGUCACCUCUAAUGACUUUCUGUGCUCAGAUAUACCCGAGGGCAGGACGAAAAAGAUUCCCAAAAAGAGCUGCCCCCUCACCAAUAUGAGUGAGUUAAAUGGAUUGAGUGAUGACGACUUUAAGCCAGCCAGUUCUACUUUGUUUAGUGAUCCUGCUGACUUAGACAUCUUGGAACAGUUAGGCAGCAAUAAGGGGAUAGCAGAAUCAGCCCUAUCAAGGAUGUCACUGUAUGUAAAGUUUGAUCCUUUGGUGGACCUCCCUGUAGCAGAUCCCCGUCGAGCCAGUAUUGAUGUAAGGAGAAAGAAGCGAGGAGUUGCUUUUGACUCUAGACUCGGACAGCUUGAGCCAGAAGAGAGCAUGCUUUUGAUGGGGACGCCUCGUCCCGGUCAGAGCCACAUGGUGCCGGUGGUGAAGAACCAGACAUCAGUCACCUCUAAUGACUUUCUGUGCUCAGAUAUACCCGAGGGCAGGACGGAAGUUACAGAUGUGAUCAAGUAUACCUUGUCUCUAAAUCAGACAGAGGGAGAUGAUGAGGUUUUGCAAUAUACAGAGGCAGACAUAUCUCAGAUCAAGCAAAGGUUGGCCCUGACAUUCCAAGGUAUAUUACUGAAAAAUCAAAAAGAAUGGAGUCAGAAGUUAGCAGAGGAGGAGAAAAGAAGUAAACAGCUGGAGUUGAGGGUGAAAAUGAGGACCAAAAUACAGACCAAUGCAGAGGACAAGGUUAACGAACUGAUGUACGUACUGUAA